AUGUAUGUAUCUAUCUAUCUCAGUCUAUUCAUAUCUAUCUAUCUAUCUAUCUAUCUAUCUAUCUAUCUUAGACUAUUAAUGGUGUAUUUAUGUAUGUAUCUAUCUAUCUCAGUCUAUUCAUAUCUAUCUAUCUAUCUAUCUAUCUAUCUAUCUAUCUAUCUUAGACUAUUAAUGGUGUAUUUAUGUAUGUAUCUAUCUAUCUCAGUCUAUUCAUAUCUAUCUAUCUAUCUAUCUAUCUAUCUAUCUAUCUAUCUAUAUAUCUAUCUUAGACUAUUAAUGAUGUAUUUAUGUAUGUAUCUAUCUUUCUCAUCUAUUCAUAUCUAUCUAUCUAUCUAUCUAUCUAUCUAUCUAUCUAUCUAUCUAUCUAUCUAUCUUAGACUAUUAAUGGUGUAUUUAUGUAUGUAUCUAUCUAUCUCAGUCUAUUCAUAUCUAUCUAUCUAUCUAUCUAUCUAUCUAUCUAUCUAUCUAUCUAUCUAUCUAAGACUAUUAAUGGUGUAUUUAUGUAUGUAUCUAUCUAUCUCAGUCUAUUCAUAUCUAUCUAUCUAUCUAUCUAUCUAUCUAUCUAUCUAUCUAUCUAUCUAUCUUAGACUAUUAAUGGUGUAUUUAUGUAUGUAUCUAUCUAUCUCAGUCUAUUCAUAUCUAUCUAUCUAUCUAUCUAUCUAUCUAUCUAUCUUCUAUCUAUCUUAG
Molecule: messenger RNA, 687 nt
Organism: Acanthosepion pharaonis
Lineage: Eukaryota; Metazoa; Mollusca; Cephalopoda; Sepiida; Sepiidae
Source: the annotation of a GenBank genome assembly